CCCCCCUUCCUCCUCAGAAAUGGAAUCGUCUAACGGCUCCAUCAGAAAAGCAAAUGUGUGGAAGAGUGUAAAAGCCAGCAGUGCCUCUGCUUCACCUUCACGACGCCUACCGGCAGCGGAACACCAGUCCUGUGAUAAGGAGGAAUAAAUGGAGAGUCAGCAACUGAAGGAUCCACUGAAUAAAGUUUCACUAAUCAAAGAUGAGCUGACUCGGAGCUCCAUGGAGGCCAGUGAGUCAGAGAAGGUGAUUCAGCACCUUAAUCAGGAGCUGAAGGAGGCCCAUGAUCAGGCCAAUGCUGGCAAGCAGAAGUGUGUGGAGCUGCAAGGCCUUCUAGAGGAGGAGAAGCGGGCCAGCAAGCAUCAGACAGAGGAGUCUGCAAAGCAGAUGAAGAUUCUUCAGACUCAGCUUCAGAAGUUGCAGGAUGAAAUGGAAAAUCUCAGGGAACAGAAGGACAGUACUAUUUUAAGUAUGCGACAGGAAGCACACGCAUCUCAAGAGGAAAUGCAGGUACUGCGCCGAAGCAUGGAGAAGGCUGCAGCCGAGCGCGAGCACGAGGUCAGCGCUCUAAAGGGCAACCUGGCAACACUAACUACUGAGCUGGAGAAAUGGCAGUUGACUGCAAAUAAGUACGAGCGUGAGAUUGACAGCCUGCAGGCAAAUCACCAGCAACAGAACCAGCAGAGAGACAAAGUUGCUAAACAGCAAGCCAGUGAGCUGGAGAAGCUGAAGCAGGACUAUGAGAGCCUGCAGAGGGAGUGUGUGUCUCUCAGGUCAGAGCGGGAGCAGUUGGCUGCACAGCAGCAGAAGGAGAACAGCAGUCUGCAGAGUGAAUGCUCGUCACUGCGCUCUGAGAAAGAUCAGCUUCUAAGGAAACUGCAGCAACUGGAAAAAGAGCUAGACAGCUGUAAGAAGCAGAGUGAAAGUCUGAGCAGCACGGCAGAGGCUCUGGAGAAGACAAGGGCUGACCUAGAGAAAUGUCUGAGUGCUGCGCAGGAGGAGCAUCAGAAAAACUGCAGCCAGCUUCAAAGCCAGCUGGAGCAGAGCAAAACGAGGACCAAAGAGCUGCAGAAGGAGUACGAAGAGACGCAAGCAGAGCUGUCAGGCCUGAAAGAGAGGUGUGAGCAGGUAGAGCAGAACAAGGAGUCUCUCAGCCUGGAACUGCAGCAGUGCCAAGCUAGCCUGAAGUCUCUGCAGGAGAAAAGCAGCCAACUGUCUUUAUUGCCGCCCAUCCUAGCCGUAGUCAUCGGCCUUGUCCUGGCUUUGCUGUAUUGGUGCUUCGGCCCAUUGUGGUAGAAAGGAAAGAUGGAUCAGGUGGAUGCCUGUCGCCGCUGUAACAGUUGCUGUCACAGCCUACGUGCUCACAAAGACUUCAACCUGAGUAUCUGGCACUAUGAAGCACUGAAAAAAACACACGCGCACAUUUCCGACCUUACAGACAUAUUGCCCUUUUAGUAUAAGAGGGCUUUAUGUGAGAACUAGUGCAGCUUGUAACUAUAAUAUUGAAUGCUGAAGGCCUUAGUUUAAUUAUAUAGGGUAUUAGAUCCAUAUCAGAUCCAAGCUCCAAGCAGCUGCAGUGUUUCUGUAAAGGCGAAGACUUUUAGACUUUAAUGUGUCUAAAUGUUAGUUUUCUUCCUGCAAAAUGUAGUUAUUUUGCCAAACAUUUGUAUUAUACGCAUUUGCCUUACUGAAUUAAUGAUGAGGUUAGCCCAUUUCCUGAUUGCACUGCUAUAUUUCGUCUGCUAUAUAAAAAAAAGUCAGCUUUAAAUAAUUAUUUUAAUAAUUCACUAUAGUGAAAGCAAUAAUACAUUUGAAACAUGUACUCACAUUUGAAGUCUUGCACACUAUGAAAAUGGUUCUGUUCUGCUAGUUUUGCUCUUCUUGUACUGAUUUAAUCGUGUUCGUCUUAUUUAUCUAGUUGCCAGUUCUGAUCUUAAUUUAAAGUUACAAAAACAAAGUUUAUGCCCUGUUUGUCAAUGUUCUAUAGCUUUUUAAGUAUUAAGGUAUUAACAAUCAGAAUACUACACUUAAAGUUAAGAGCACUAAUUUGUCUCAAAGAGACACUUAAAGCAAUUAAUUUGUUACUUGUACAGAUGUUUGCUGAAGGACAGAGAUUUAAAAGUGUGCUUGUUGCAACAAUUAAACAGAAAUAUUAAUGGAAAUAAAGAAGAAAGUGUGUGUUAA
This is a messenger RNA of Pangasianodon hypophthalmus (striped catfish), 2182 nucleotides long. RefSeq names its product sarcolemma associated protein b (gene slmapb). The transcript has 10 exons. Bases 149 to 1294 code for a protein of 381 amino acids. The record is from RefSeq and is a predicted model, not a curated record. NCBI's taxonomy places the organism in Eukaryota, Metazoa, Chordata, Actinopteri, Siluriformes, Pangasiidae.